UUGAUCUCUUCCACGCUCGCAUGUGCCGAGAUCUCUCUCCUCCCUCAGACAUUCACACACUGCCAAUUUAGCUCAUCUCACUACUCCAUCCUCUUCCUUCCUUGAAACAGAGUUGAAAACCAAACUAUAAUAUCACUCCCGCAUUAACAGCUUUCCCGAUCUGACCCCCCCAACCUCUGAAAAAACGUCGUGCUUCGUUCUCUGCUCCAAUGGCGGUGGCCGUGCGCGGAAGCAGAGCGGGAUCCGGCUUCGGCGGCUUCAGCCUCCGGAGCUUCUUCUCGUAUCGGAUCUUUGUAUCGGCUAUGUUUUCUCUUCUCUUCAUUGCUACUCUCUCUGUUCUCCUCACUACAAACCCCUCUACUCCUCACCACGACUCUGCACUUCCAACUACUGGAAACACGUACAUGCGUAGAUCGUUUCUAGCUUUAAAUUCUGACCCGCUGAAAACCAGAUUAGAUUUGAUAUACAAGCAAGCAAAUGAUCAUGUCACUCUUGUCAAUGCUUACGCAGCUUAUGCCAGGAAGCUUAAGCUUGAGAUAUCUAGGCAAAUGAGAAUGUUUGAUGAUUUGGCGUUUGGUUUCUCUGAUCUUCAAAUGAAACCUAGUUACCGGACUAGUUUGUUUGAAUCAGAUGGUCCAGUAGAUGAGGAUGUUUUGAGGCAGUUCGAAAAGGAGGUGAAGGAUAAGGUUAAAACUGCCCGGUUAAUGAUCACUGAGUCAAAGGAGAAUUAUGAUAAUCAGCUCAAGAUUCAGAAGCUGAAAGAUACAAUUUUUGCUGUUAAUGAGUUGCUUAUAAAGGCAAAGAAGAACGGGGCAUUUGCGAGCACAAUUGCGGCAAGGUCAAUUCCCAAAAGUUUGCAUUGUCUGGCCAUGAGGCUGGUUGAAGAGAGAAUUUCACAUCCAGAGAAGUACAAGGAGGAAGAAUCAAGCCCUGAGUUUGAGGACCCAACUUUGUACCAUUAUGCAAUUUUUUCGGAUAACGUAAUUGCUGUUUCCGUUGUGAUCCGAUCUGUGGUGAGUAAUGCAGUUGAACCGUGGAAACAUGUAUUCCAUGUUGUUACAGAUAGAAUGAAUCUUGCGCCAAUGAAGGUUUGGUUUAAGAUGAGGCCAGUGGAACGGGGUGCUUAUGUGGAGGUGAAGGUGAUAGAAGAUUUUACUUUCUUAAAUUCCUCAUAUGUGCCAAGUUUGCAGGGGCUUGGUACCAUGGAGACAUCUAAAAGGAAUAGGAACCCGUACUCAUCACUAUUGCAUGAGCUUCGGUUUUAUAUGCCCGAAAUGUAUCCAAAACUAAACAAGAUUCUCUUAUUGGAUGAUGAUGUCGUGGUUCAAAAAGACUUGACAGGAUUAUGGAAUAUUGAUUUGGAUGGGAAGGUAAAUGGAGCAGUUGAGACCUGCUUUGGGUCCUUCCGUCGAUAUGCUCAGUACUUGAACUUUUCACACCCACUAAUUAGAGAGAGGUACAAUCCCAGGUCUUGUGCUUGGGCAUAUGGAAUGAACAUAUUUGAUCUUGAUGCUUGGAGGCAAGAAGGUUGCACAGAGCAGUACCAUAGCUGGCAGAACUUGAAUGAGAACCAGACUCUGUACAAGUCAGGGACUACUGCAGCAGGGCUGAUUACCUUCUACACGACAACAAAGUCCCUGGACAAAUCUUGGCACGUGCUCGGGCUGGGGUACAACCCCAGUAUCAGCAUGGAUGAGAUUAACAAUGCAGCAGUCAUUCAUUACAAUGGACAUAUGAAACCUUGGCUGGACAUUGCCAUGAACCAGUACAAGAAUCUCUGGACUAAAUAUAUGGACAAUGGUAUGGAAUUUGUUCAGAUGUGCAAUUUUGGCUUAUAGACUGAUAUAACCAUAAACUUUACUGCUUCACCUCGACCAUAAGCGAGCCGCAGCUAGCUAUAUAUCGUCAACCUCUCUUUACUUAUCUAGACACAAGUUUUGAAAUCCCUCAGUAGUUGCUGCCACCCUCAGAGCAAAGCUCGGUGAAAUGAUGUGUUUCUUGUUCUGGACAAGGCCAUCUCAUGGCAUCUCUUUAAUGUUGUAUGUGUUAUUAAUGUCAGUCAUGAGUUGUAAGAACAGAGUGAUAUUGGGAAUGUACACUUAGCAAUGAUUCUUUGCUGUAUAUGUGAUUUACAGAUAGAUUCAGGCUAGAGGAUGGUUCUGCUCUCCAUCUAGUUUCA
This is a messenger RNA of Argentina anserina (silverweed cinquefoil), 2179 nucleotides long. Its product is annotated as probable galacturonosyltransferase 9. Gene Ontology annotation, molecular function: polygalacturonate 4-alpha-galacturonosyltransferase activity. The record is from RefSeq and is a predicted model, not a curated record. The transcript is spliced from 3 exons. NCBI's taxonomy places the organism in Eukaryota, Viridiplantae, Streptophyta, Magnoliopsida, Rosales, Rosaceae. The coding region runs from base 210 to 1838 and encodes 542 amino acids.